Messenger RNA from Xenopus tropicalis (tropical clawed frog), 5482 nucleotides. RefSeq names its product zinc finger protein 385A (gene znf385a). The transcript has 9 exons. The coding region runs from base 693 to 1916 and encodes 407 amino acids. The record is from RefSeq and is a predicted model, not a curated record. Gene Ontology annotation, cellular component: nucleus. Gene Ontology annotation, molecular function: nucleic acid binding; zinc ion binding. NCBI's taxonomy places the organism in Eukaryota, Metazoa, Chordata, Amphibia, Anura, Pipidae.
UGCUGGGUGUGUGUCCCAGACACUGUUCCUCUCCUGCUCACUAUAGGGAGUUUGCUUCUUUCUCCUAACAAGUGGGUGGGGUGCAGGGGUGAACCUUUUCUGGAAUUUUGCCAUAACAGUCGCUUGUGAGCAGGAAAGGAGCGAGGAGUUGGCUUCUGAGUGUCUGAAAAGUCUUUAGUUUGCCCGACUCCUGCAGUUGCCUCAAUUAUACAGAAACAGAGCGCAGGAUAUUUCUCUCUGGGAUCUCUAAUGCCCUUAAGGAUUAUGCUUAUCUACACCACUGGACCCUGGCAUGAACCCUUAGGAUUAUAUUAAGGGCAUUAUUCUUCCUUUCCUGACCCCUCUUCCCUCAGAAAUCCACAAAUCGUUUCAUUGCGAUCCUCCUCCACCCCCCUAGCCUGUCGCACAGUCUGUCAGAGCCCUAACGUUUCCUCUCCCUUCUCUGUGCUGGUGAAGGGGCUUUUCCAUCUGCCUGACGAACAGACCAGAGGGCUCCGGGACCAUCUGUAAGGGAAGGCUUUGGGAAAAGGCAGAGCUGCAUCUCCUUGCAACAUUCAAGGGAAUCUUUCCUGUUCCUGUUUGCCGGACCCCACAGGAUAAAAACCAUGAUCUUGGGUAGAAGAAGUCUGCUGUGAGGGAGCUCAUAAGCAAAUUCACUGCAAUAAUACCAAGGCCUCCACUUUAAAGAAAACAUGUACUGGACAGAAUUAACUGGGAGCAUUAAUCGAGGAGGGGGGAUGCCAGCAUUGCUUCGUCCACCAGCCGCCAUGGUACAACGUCAUCUGGAUAUCAAACCCUUCCUCUCCUUUCCUUUGGAGCCACAGCCGGCAAUGGGACUUUUCCCAGGCUUCAGCACGAUGGACCCAGUGCAGAAGGCCGUUAUAAGCCCGAGUUUUGGGGUACCAAUUAUCAAGACGAAGAGACCAGUGAUUUCCUGUAAUGUGUGCCAGAUCCGCUUUAAUUCUGAGAGCCAAGCAGAGGCACACUACAAAGGCAAUCGACAUGCUCGCAGGGUGAAAGGGAUUGAGAAUGCAAAGACUAGACAGAAAGAAGGUGGCCAAGAUAGUGACAGAACCACCCCUAUGAUCAGUCCAACUCCCAGCGCCAGUGAGAGCGACUCUGACAGCAAAGACCAACAGGUUGCAGAUGGAGUGGAUUUGCCAACUGCUGACAGCCCUGAAGCCAUAGCAACAAUGCUCAUCCAUGAGAAUAUCACCCCAACAGCACCUUCCUUCUCAUCAUCUGAAGCCAACAGAAGCGAUACGAAGUCCCUUUCAUCAUCGACUUCUGCUAGCAAUGAAACAAGCACAUCUACAUCCGAAAACGAUGACGACAGAGCCAAAAAGCUUCUGUACUGUGCCCUCUGCAAGGUGUCUGUGAACUCCCUGUCACAACUGGAAGCCCAUAACAAAGGUACAAAGCACAAGACUAUUUUGGAGGCUCGAAGUGGCCUGGGUCCAAUCAAAGCCUAUCCUCGACUGGGAGGCUUGAGCACUGCAUCCAAUGGCCCUUCGGAUUCUUCCAACCAAGAAAGAACAUUUCACUGUGAGAUCUGUAAUGUACGGGUCACGUCUGAAGCCCAACUCAAGCAGCACAUCUCGAGUCGCAGACAUCGUGAUGGUGUGUCCGGCAAACCCAACCCAUUACUGAGCCGACAUAAGAAACAACAAAGUCUGCAAGAGCUUACGGCCGGCUUGGUAUUUCCGAAGGACUUUUCCAAAUCCAUAUCUGCAGGGCUUCUACCCAAUCCUUUGGCGGUUGCCAUGGCAGCUGCUGCUGUUUCCUCUCCACUAACUUUACGACCAGCCCCAACUCCUCCUCUGCUUCAGGCUCCACCUCUCACUCACCAUCUACUCCGACCAGCUCCUGGGCCCAUCAGAACUGCACAUGGAACUAUCCUCUUCUCCCCUUAUUAAGGAGGCACCUAUACCUUCAAACCACCUAUCCACUGGAACCCAAACCUGCACACUGAACUAGGGCAGGACUUGGUUAGUGGCCCCAAGCUUAGCCUCAACCUUUCCCUAGAGUUAUAUAGUAACUGGAACACCUUUCCAAUGCAUGGAUACUGCUCUUCCCAGGACACAUGCAACACUGCGGCAGGAAGGGGACUGGGCAUAUCAAGCAAUAGGCUGGGGAAAAUGAGCCUAUCAUACGUGAGAUUCAUUGCUUUUUGGAUCAAUCCUACACUAGAUUAAUAAUAUACAGCUACUAUUAGAUUCGAAUAAAUGGCUCAGGGUAUGGGUAUAUGUACAUAAGCCUUGAACUGAGGUGACUCUGUGUGCCACCGAUAUAUGGAGCCUGGGAGUUGUGCAUAUAAGUGAGCUGCUUUUGUGCCCUUUUGUUCAGUUGUCCAGUGAAUGAAAGAAAAGCCCAUAAUCGUUGGCAAAGAAAGCAAUAGAGAGACUAAGCUAAAAGAAUCAACAAAUAUAGCAAUAAUGCUAACAAUUUGGAAUUUCUUCCUCUUUCAUCAAAGAGUUAAAUUAACUAUACACUGCAGUUCCUCCAUUCAGCCAUGCCCUUAGUUGAAAUCUUGUAUUAAUACAGCCAUGCCUCACUUUCACCUAAACUUCAGAGAUGGUGAUGGUAAUGGUGUCCCACCAUUAAUUUUCUGAUUUCAGCUGCCUUGUAAAGGUAAAAUUAGGGCUGUGGCUUACCAUCGGCAAGAAGAAAAAUUACUCUUAUUCCUUUAUCCUAAUAAAACGAAUGUGAGUAACUUGCUCCAAAAGCAAUAUAAAAAAAACCUUAGAGCGGUACUUCAGAGAUGGCAAUAGUGGGCACAUUGUAGUCUUCUAUCUUUCCGGACAUUAUUGCUAGAGAUGCGUUUCGCCCCUUUUGGGGUGUUAUAAACUAUACAAAUAAGACACAGGCUGUAGUUACUAAUUUCUCAUCAGGCAGAAACAAAAUAGAGACUUAUCGCAGUGAAAAGGACAGAGAAAGCUUGGGAACCCACUAUAAAAAGGUCUUUGUUGUUGGUUUGCAUCUUAUUGAAGAUGAGCCUGUUUGGACAAGAAGUACAGUGUAACAUCCAAGAAACCUGGCACCUCUUCUUUCUACAUUCUAGCAAUACAAAAACUGGCAUCAUGUGCUACCCACAAUUGUUGGUUUGCCCUUCCAGCAGGACUGAUACUGCCUUAAUCUGCGGCAGACAUCACUGGCAAUUGAGCUCACACUUAUGCAUAACAAGGGCCCGCAGAGCAUAUUGUAACCCUGCUCUGCCCAGCAUGUCUGUACAGUGCAGCACAUGAACCUUGUUGGAAGCUCCUCACUUGCACAGAUGGUUUGACUAUGGGAGAAUAAGGCCUGUGUACUCUGACAAUCGGUUUAUUUAUUUAGUAGACAAUUUUUUUUUUCCUUUAUAAAGACUAUGCAAGCGUUACUGUGAUGCAUAUACAUAUGUUAGUUUCCAUUUACAGACAGGCUUCUAUGACACAGCGGCUCUCUUGCCACCCAUUGGUUCAUUAUGUGUAUGUUAAUGUUUGUUUAUGGCAGGGAAUGACAACCUCUGGCUCUCCAACUCUUGCAUAGAGGAUGCUGGCAACAGUUGGAGAGGCGCAGGUAGAUGGUCCCUGAUUUAUGCAAUAAGAGUGUUUAGACUCUGAACAUAACACUAAUGACAGAAAAUUCAAAUAUCACAUAUUCUGCAUUUCCUGGCUGCUAUAUUAACCUUUUAAUGACAUUGUUUAAAAAAAAAAUAGAACCCUAUGGCAUUUAUGGUUACGAUUUUAUAAAAGAAAGCAGGUCACCAUACUAACGCAUCAAGGAAGGAUCAAGGACUCUAUAGUAGCAGGUGCAAUCUCACUAAUGUCUAGAAAGCAAUAAAACACAAUAAUACAUUGCCUCCACUGGAAUUCGGUGGAAGUGUAGAGUUAAUUUGUGCUAUGAAAUGCAGUCCCCAAAUCAUCCAAUGAGCACUUAGCUUUACUUGCUAGGCUAACAUAAGCAUGGGGCUGCUGGGAGUUUCUUCUCCUUUUUACCUACAGAUGGAGCACAACUUAUUUAGACUUCUGGUGCACUCUGACACCAUGGAAAUGAAAGGGCAAGCCUAAUGAGAAAACAUUAUGUGCUCCUUCUAUAGGAAAAAAAAAAUAGAUAUAGGUAUAAUGGGAGCGUUAUGAGUGGUUCUGGGAAUCUGAAGUGGAUAAAAAAACAAGUAUAUCCAUGAGAAUAUUCAGAAUGUAGCAACCUGGCUGCUAGAACAGCACUGUGUGACAUUUGGCCCCCUAGAUGUUGUUUAGCUACAGCUUCAAGGAUCUCCCAAAAGGCUUUGGCUCUCAGUGAGGUGCUGGAAGUUGUAGUUCAAACAACAUCUGCCAAUGGCCUAGAUUGUCCAUAAUAAAGAAAUGGAGAAAAAUGGUACAAAUGGUUUCUUCGCACAUUUUGCUCAUGUGUUUUUUUUGUAUUCUUAUUUUAUCCUUUUUGCCUGUAUGUGGCUGGUAAAGCCAAUAAGAUCUGGCCAUGUGUUUUUUCACCUUACUGAACACUGUUUGUAUCAAGGAGCUCAGGAGGCUGCUGUGUGGGGCAAAGAGCAGAUGGCGCUGCUGGCUUGAAAAUAGUCUUAAUGUUGAGGACCAAUGUGAGAAUGUUGAACGUGCUCUGCCUAACCAGGGUUAAAUUAUACCUGCCAGUAUGGGCCUUGAAAUGUUUUUGCUUCCUCAUCGGGUGUUUGGGGUCCAGGGCAAAUGCUGGAGCUGAAUAGCUGGAAGAUUACUUGCCAGUUCAUCAUGCCCACACACAAGAGCGCUUUUCCCUUAGCCGCAGAGAUGGAAAAACCUUGUCUUACUCAGAGACACAAAAACUUUUAUAAGCUGAAACUGCAAUAAGCUUUAAGUGCCAGUGCUGGCACAAUAAGGCACUCAGGAGCUGAACUACUUCAGGUAAUAAGUCAUGUUUCAAGGAAAAGUUUGCUAGCUGCGAGGAACAUGAAUGGAACAACCAAGGGCGGGUAAGAUUUCUAUGGGCAACUUGGCAUGAGAGAGGAAAGCUGGGUGCCAAUGUGCUAGUCACAUUCAUUUAGUACAAGUUGUUGGACUUACAUCUUACUCUCAAUAUUCAUCUAAUGUAAGUUAUCAUGUGAGUAGAAGUCAAGGUAUCUGCUGUAACAUCUGACUACAACUGAGAGAUGUAUAACGGGACCACAGGAUGGGAUUCUCUAUGCAGUCUGCCUCCUACAAUCGCCUCCUCCUCAGCUUGCACUACAAGGCACAUGGAAACAGCUGGAACUGCAUAUACAGUCCAACAUAAGAAUAUUGUGACAACAUCUGGCACUUGUUAGUAGAGCGUGUGAUUUCAGGGUAUACUCCCAAUCUAACUGUCCCAUGCCAGUUCAACCCUUAGUACAUCUUGCCUUACUAAUAACAAAGGACGUAACAUGGAUUGUGUUCCAUCUGCACCCAUUCACCAUGGCUACUGUUUGGUACCACACUGCAGGCUCCUGGAGUCCAGACAUCUUAAUGUCAAACCUAAAUAAAACGUCUUCCUUUUG